UCAGUGUGUGAACUGUGCAUAAGCCUAAAAACUGAAUCCACCGCUCUACUCUGUCCUGUCAAAAGUAGUACCUAGCUUCUGAAGCAUGCAUCAUAUCUCUUGAUGGACUUUCGAGAAAGCGAAAAAAAAAAGGAGCAGGUUUUCGCUUCAAGAAACUACUGAUUCCUCGACACAAGACUUUCAUAUAUUCCACCCGUAUUCUCUCGCUAGCUUCAUCUUCAUUCCUCACUGAGAUUCACAUUGAGAGCUAGCAAGAGUGUUUGGAACAUCUUGUUUUCAAGCUUUGAGCAAACGUGGGUGGUUUGGAAGGCAUUUUCUUAGCAGAAGAGAUGAGAAGAACCAACCUAGCUAACAUGUCGAUGAAAGGAUGGGCUUUGCAGUGCCUUUUGUUGUUGGAAUGCUAUCUGGUUUUGACAGCAGACUCAGUAGUGCAAGAGAAGGCAGAUACAGCAAUUCCAGUGACAACAUUGUCACCUCCUGAAGGCAACACAACUUUCCUUGAUGGCACGACAUGGUGCGUGGCCCUUGCCGGGGUGUCCCAAGUUGAUUUGAAGAAUGCAUUAGACUGGGCCUGUGGACUGGGGAUGGCAGACUGCAGAGAAAUCCAAGAGGGUGGAGCAUGUUCUGAGCCGGACACUCUCUUGUCUCGUGCAUCUUAUGCUUUUAACAACUAUUACCAACAGAAUGGGAAUUCUGAUAUUGCUUGCAAUUUCGGAGGAACUGCCACUUUAACUAAAACCAACCCAAGUUAUGGAAAAUGCAUCUACGCAUCUGGGUCCUUAGUCUCUUCAGCACCUAUGCUGUCCAAGCAUAAUCUGAGCUCCAUGUGGUGGGAGCUUGUUGCGGCUGCUGUUGUACUUGGGAGACUGAUCCUUGGUUAGGUAAGGUUGUAAACCUCGCUCAAACAAAUCUAGAAUUGGUCUCUCAACCAAUUGUUCCUAGAUGUUAUUUAUGCAAUGGAAAGAGAAGCCUCUUGUAAUUGUUGUUUGCUAAUGCAUUCCUGUCUUUGCUGUCGGUUUAGGAAUCUAUAGCUAAGCAAUUCUCUCUCUUUUCCUUCUCAAAGUUGUUCACAUAAUUAAGGACAAAAACAUUUGUUCCCAUUAUGCUUUUGUUGAGUUUUGUCUAGCAAGACUGCCAAAAAAGUAAAAGUUUUGUCUAAUAGUUUAGUAUCUCCACCCUGUAAUUAGCCUCUUUGUUUCAGUUGUAGCUAAACCAGCACAUGAUGACUAGUCAUUUGCACUCCCAAGUCCCAUAGUUGCAAAUGGCUGUAGUUUUUCUAAUUUUCAAUAGAUGGAACUCGGAAGAUCCUGAAUAUUCAAAAUCUGGGAGACAGAUUUAACUCAGAUAA
This is a messenger RNA of Carya illinoinensis, 1348 nucleotides long. Its product is annotated as glucan endo-1,3-beta-glucosidase 13-like. The record is from RefSeq and is a predicted model, not a curated record. The transcript has 4 exons. The coding region runs from base 330 to 881 and encodes 183 amino acids. NCBI's taxonomy places the organism in Eukaryota, Viridiplantae, Streptophyta, Magnoliopsida, Fagales, Juglandaceae.